Messenger RNA from Perca flavescens (yellow perch), 1190 nucleotides. RefSeq names its product DEP domain-containing mTOR-interacting protein-like. NCBI's taxonomy places the organism in Eukaryota, Metazoa, Chordata, Actinopteri, Perciformes, Percidae. Gene Ontology annotation, cellular component: plasma membrane. The transcript is spliced from 6 exons. The coding region runs from base 320 to 787 and encodes 155 amino acids. Gene Ontology annotation, molecular function: guanyl-nucleotide exchange factor activity; GTPase activator activity; protein binding. The record is from RefSeq and is a predicted model, not a curated record. Gene Ontology annotation, biological process: positive regulation of GTPase activity; regulation of signaling; G protein-coupled receptor signaling pathway.
UGAGAGAACACCAAGGGUUUGCAGAGUUAUCAAAAAAAGCAAAGGGUGGCUACUUUUUUUUUUAAAGAUUUUUUAUAGAUAAAUGAACACAGGACUUGGGCUUUGAAACAUUUUCAAAAUGUAAGUUUUAAAAAGCGGUACGCCAAUUGUGUAUUGUUACCAUUACUUUGCUAUCACAGAGAGGAAAAAUUCAGCUUGAAAUGGGUCUCCUCCUUCUCCUCCUCCCUCCUGCCGAAGCCAUUUAAAAGUCUUCUUCCUCCUCUGGAUUCAUCCUUGGCUGCUCUCUUCUCCGAGCAAUUGGAUAAUAAUCGACUGAGAGAUGGGACCUCAUACAGCAGUGGCUCCAUCUAAGGAGGUGAAGGCGGUUGCAGGAGGCGGAGGCGACAGAGGAGCCCGGCUGCGGAGCUGCAGCGAAGGCAGCCAAUACGUUAGGAGACCCAACAACUCGCCCUCCUCCCCCCCGCUCUACAGCCCCAAAUCAGUCCUGAAGAGACCAGUGAGCACAGAAGAGCUGCAAAGACCCGGAGGACCCUACAUCAAGAAAAUAUUCACAAUUGUGGCCGAUGCCGUGGGUUGGGGGUUUGUGGUGCGAGGAAACCGCCCGUGUCACGUCCAGGCUGUGGAGUCCUGGGGCCCAGCUGCCGCUGCUGGGAUGAAGGUGUGUCAGUUUGUGGUUUCGGUCAACAGUCUCAAUGUUCUCGAUCUGGACUACCGUGCUGUCAGCCGCCUGAUCCUAACGGGACCCAGAACCGUGGUGCUGGAGGUGAUGGAGGAGACGGACCACUGAGCGAUGACCGAAAAACACCGACAGAGAAGCUGAGAAACGGCUUUUAUGAAAACAGUUAUUAAUACGCGUGUCCUGUCUGAGGAUUUUACUUCAAAGGACUGCAAGAACACAGCGAUGAAACGGGAGACAACCUUGUAUGUAAUGUAACUUUCACAUCAACUUGUGUGUUGAACGGCAGCCACAUCCGCUGAAUAGAGCUUGUUGAGUUUUUGAAUAGCGCCGGAAAGCAUCGACUCUGAUCCACCGGUCUGUAGAGUUGGACUCUGGGGAGGAGAAUCUCUUGAUACCGUGCAGCAGACCAAUUAUUUGCAAGCAGCUUCAGCUAUCCGUUUCUGUAGAAGUCUAUGAGAAAGUGAAGCCACCUCUCACUUGAUUUAUUACCUCAGUAAACAUUUUCAUAAUG